Messenger RNA from Drosophila serrata, 4199 nucleotides. RefSeq names its product leucine-rich repeat domain-containing glycoprotein 150 (gene Gp150). Lineage: Eukaryota; Metazoa; Arthropoda; Insecta; Diptera; Drosophilidae. Gene Ontology annotation, molecular function: protein binding. The record is from RefSeq and is a predicted model, not a curated record.
CGAUCAGUUGAGUUUUUGAACUUCUUCAACAGGUGUCAAUAUCGCGGUAGAGUAGAAAGCGAUCUAACAAGUUCCCCCGAAAUCGCGACCAUAAACCAAUUCUUGGAUUACCCCGCUUCCCCCAGAGACCAGACGUCUGCCCGCAGACCGUUCAUAAGUUUGCCCAUCAGCCGGAGAAUGGGUCGCCAGACGACUUGCAGGCUGGUCCUGCUGCUGGCCUUCAGCCUGGCCCUGAUCCACGCCAGCCAAUCCAACUCCAUAGCCUCCAAGAUCCACUUCGUCCAUGACGAUUUGAAGGAUAAUGAGCUGAGCUCCGCCGAGGAUUCGACUCCUGUCGAGAACCUGCCCAAGAUCUCCACGCCCAAGGUCAAGGAAUUACCCGUGGAGGAGACGACAACCACCAAGAGCCCUGCAAAGAAGAGCACAACCUCAGCUAUCAACGAGGAGGCCAUCAAGGAUCUAUUGGAGGCUGCCAAGCACAGUCAGGCCCUGGCCGAUGAUCCACAUUUUAAUAAGAUGCUCAAGACCGAGAACACCACGUCCUCAUCCUCCUCCGUCGGCGGAAAGAACUCCACCGAUAGCGAUGAGAACUAUGAGUACGACAACUAUUCCUACGACGAUGAUGACUACAAUUACUUUGACGAGGACAAGGAGACCACCUCCGCCAGUGCCAAGAAGGGCAAGGCCACCACUGUGAAGCCCAAGUUGGUGCCCAUUGACUCCACCUCAAAGCCGAAGGCCAAGACCACCGAUCAGAAGACCAAGGAUAACACUAUUGAUAAUGAAAGCGACUCUAACUACGACGAAUACGAUGAUGAUGAUGACGAUGAUGAUGAUGAUGAGGAUGAAGCCUCUGAUGAUAUUGCGGAUAAUGAACAGGUAGUGUUCAGCGAGGAUGUUCCCUGCCCUCGAUUCUGCCAGUGCUCUCGCAAUGUCAACAGCUACAUGGUGGCAACUUGCAGCAGACUGGACCAGGGCACCCAGAAGUUUGGCUCGGACAUCACCGACGUCGUGGUGACCAACGUUGGCCCCAAGUACCCAAUCCUGCUGGGACCCAAGUUCUUCUUCAAUCUGGGUCUCAAGAAUGUGGCCUCCAUCAAGAUUGCCAACUGCACCCUGGAGUAUCUGCAUGACGAGGCCUUCCAUGGACUGAACGAGCUGUAUGCCGUGAAUCUGACGGAUGUGGGCUUGGCCAUCAUCAAUCCUGAUACGUUUGCCCAGAACAAGAAGUUGCGCAUGCUCACCAUUUCGGGUAACGAUCUGAGCGUGAUGUCCAGCGUUCAGUAUCUGCUCAAGUCUUCUAGCAUUGAGGAGCUGGAUUUCUCGCGCAACAAUCUCGUGGAGCUGACUCCCAAGGCCUUCUCCCAGCUGACCAAUAUUGUGUACAUUAACCUAAGCCAGAACAGCCUGAAGAAGCUGCCCGAGAAGGUGUUCGAGACGGCAUCCUCGCUGGAGGAAGUGGAUCUCUCCUACAACUCGCUGGCCGAACUGCCACGCGAGAUCUUCAACGGCACCACGUUGUCCAUUCUCCAUCUGAAGUACAACACUUUCAAUGGCGACCUGCACUUCGGCACCAAGGACCUGCAGCAGCUGGAUUUGAGCUUCAAUGCCAUCGAUCAGGUGCAUCACAGCAUGUUCGACAUGAUGCCUGGUCUGACUAACCUGAACCUGAAGGGCAAUGGCAUCAAGAAGAUCCAACCGGACUCGUUCCUCCUGCUGAAGAAUCUGCGCCACAUCGAUCUGUCGAUCAACGAGCUGGACCAGAUCUCAGGCAUGCUGUUCUUUAAGAACUCCGAGCUGGACGUGAUCCGUCUGAAUGAUAAUCCCCGUCUGAGCCAGCUGCCAACCGAUGGCUUUGUGAGCUACAGCGGAGAGUUCACUGUGUACUACUUGGACAUUUCCAACUGCGCCAUCGGCCCAAUGGGCCACAAGACCUUCUCCACGAUGCCACACUUGACCACCUUGAAGCUGGCCUGGAACAACAUCAACCACCUGCCCAGGGAGAUCUUCAGUGGUCUGCACAAGCUGAUUGAUCUGGAUCUGAGCAACAAUCUGAUUCCUCGCAUGGACGAUCUGCUGCUCAUGGAUAAUGGAGAUCUGACUAAGCUCAACCUGGCGGGUAAUCCUAUCAGCCGGCUCUCUGUGCGUCUCUUUAUGCCCCUGCACCAGCUCCGUUCCCUUGAUGUCAACGACUGUGAGCUCACCUCCCUGCUCUCGGAUCGUCAGUUGGGUGAGGGUUACAAGAUCUUCGAGAGCCUGCGCAGCUUCAAUGCCUCUGGAAAUCUGAUCAAGAAGAUCUCCUCCGCGGAUGUGAAGAGCUUCAAGAACCUACGCUCCCUGGAUAUCACAAACAAUCCUCUGAAGUGCAACCGUGACUUCCAGGACUUCAUUAGCUACGUCACCCUGCAGAUGCAGAUGACUCCCAAGCGCCUGCCUGUGCUGGCCAACCUCGAAGAUGAUGCCACCAUUGUGGAGCUGGAACAUCAGGCUCAGGCCGGAUGGGCGACUCUUGCCCAUGAGGUGUGCAAGCAUGCGGAGACUUCGCUGGAUCUCCAGGAUGAGAAGAAGGCCGACAGCGCCGAGGCCAAGCUGGAGAAGCGUCUGAAGGAGAGCGAGAAGAAGCUGGACGAGGACGAGGAGAAGUUACUCAGUGUCCUGGACAAGAGCGUGCUGGACAAGAACAAGCUGAGCAGCAUGCAAAAGAUCAUGAAGGGAUCGGACAGCGCCAACGAGAAGAAGCCAGAGGAGGACAGCGCCGAGGAGGAUCUGAACAAUGGCGGCGAGGACAAGGAUGAAGACAGCAGUGACUAUGAAAGCGACGAGGACGAUGAGGAUGAUGACGAUGAUGAUGACAACGAUGAUGACCGCUUCGAGGAGGCCAAGAAGAACGCCAAGACCAAGGGAGAAUCUGAUCGUUCCUUUGACAAGUUUGUGAACAAAGAACUGAAGCCCCUGCUAAAGAAUCAGGGUGUCAAGGCCGAGGAGGUGGACCUGUCCCACGAGACACGCGAUAAGUUCCUAUUGGAGAAACUCGGCUUCGAGACCGACGAAUCGGAUGACAGCAAUGACGAGGAGAUCUUCAUUGAACGCGGCCGCAUCUACUAUGGCAACUACAACAUGCUCAUCCCGGUGAUCAUUGUGGUCAGCUGCGUCGUCAUGAUCCUGCUGGCCAUUGCCCGCGUGGUCUACGUGGUGCUCCGCAAGCGCGGCGAGCGCUAUCGCAUGGCCCUGCUGGCAUCCAAGAACUCGUUCGUCUACCAGAAGCUGAGCGAGGACAUCGUGAAGCCGGUUGGCAAGGAGCAGAAGCAACCCAAGGCGAUCAAGCAGCCCAAGGUGCACCGAUACGCGCCGAUCAACCAGGUCUAAGUCCCCCUAGAAUCAGCAGUUCCGGGCCGGACACCGCGGAAGUCGAACGAGUUGCGCUGUUUUUCUAAUUUAUAAGUUUAUUGAUAGUUGAACAAGUGGAAAAUCGCAUCAGACACACACACAGACACCAGAAUGAACCGAGGAGACAGCAGGAACAGACCAGGAAGGGAGUUACAAGUAUUAGCGAAAUGCGAGAAAACAAAGCAACAACUGAGAAAUACUUAAAUCCAAAUAGGAGCGAAGUGAAAGAGAGAGUGGAGAGAGAGAGAAUGAGGAGAAAUAAAUAUUGAUAGAGACCCCCUGAAAUAUCCCUGAAAUAGUUUAUCCCCACCUUAUCCAGAGGACGAGUUCCCAAAUCCCACAUAUCCAUUAAUAACCCUCCUUACGUAUGAGAAUUUCGGGAAAAACUUGAAGAUUUAGUGCCAUUUUGCCAAAUUCCAAACAGAAUGAAAAAUUACUUAAAGAAACACACACACACUUACUUUCCAAAGGAGUUAGUAGCAGAGGGUAGUAAGAGUCUUAGAUCCGGAUCUGUGUAGCUAACUGUUAGAGGACUCCCUAGAAUGACGUCUGAUUUACAAUCUGAUCAUGAGAUGAGAGAAAUAAUUAAUGCAUAAACUAUGUUAAGUCUUUUUUAUUACCUUUUUUCCAAUCGAAAUCAAGUAAUCGCUUGACUUAUUUGACUUUGAAACCAAUUCCGAAAACAAUAAAUUAUUUUAACCAAACCGAUCGUAAUCUUUACUAUAUGCAUACUUAGUAGACGUACGAACACACACCUUAACCUUAACAAGCCGUUCAAUAAAAUUGAAUAUAUUUUAUCUGCGUUCAAUAAA